This is a messenger RNA of Dipodomys spectabilis (banner-tailed kangaroo rat), 421 nucleotides long. RefSeq names its product ribosomal protein L39 (gene Rpl39). The transcript has 3 exons. The coding region runs from base 110 to 265 and encodes 51 amino acids. Gene Ontology annotation, cellular component: cytosolic large ribosomal subunit; ribosome. Gene Ontology annotation, biological process: translation. Gene Ontology annotation, molecular function: structural constituent of ribosome. The record is from RefSeq and is a predicted model, not a curated record. NCBI's taxonomy places the organism in Eukaryota, Metazoa, Chordata, Mammalia, Rodentia, Heteromyidae.
GUACCCAUAAGCUCCACCUCCAGUUUCUAAACUGGUUCUUCCGGCGGCUUCUGGUCUUUUCAGCUUUUGUUCGCCAUCGUGGUUACUGUGCCUUCCAGAGCUUCCCAUCAUGUCUUCUCACAAGACUUUCAGAAUCAAGCGGUUUCUGGCCAAGAAACAAAAGCAAAAUCGCCCCAUUCCCCAGUGGAUUCGGAUGAAAACUGGUAACAAAAUCAGAUACAACUCCAAGAGAAGACACUGGAGAAGAACCAAGCUGGGUCUGUAAGGAAUUGCUUCAGAUGCCCACAUAUUUAUGCUCUACCAUGAACCAGUCAAGCUGAAACGUCAAUACUGCCUGGACUGACAGUUGGGCAUUUUUUAAAUUGAUUUUUCUUUGGUUAUUUUAAUAAUGGGCACAGUAAUAAACAUGUAAUAAACAUUA